GCGCUCUGCAAAGCCUGCAGCACCUUGGAGAUUGCGAAUUCGAUACAACCGUGACUAUUUCCAUACUAACAAUCUGGUUCUGCUGGAGAGUUUGGAAGUUUACCAUUAUCCCACUGAUCUGGCCUAAUGAGCCGUUGGUCUUUCCAUAUUUUGUUCCUUUACUCGGCCAUACACUCAGUUUCCUGAUAAACCCGGAAGGUACUAUACGAAAUGCGAAGAGAUGACCCAUAUGCGCUUAGAAUUGGUGGCCGUACUUUCCUCAUAGUUCGAAACACAAAUGAUGUUCUAGCUGUAUGGAGAGACACAAAAUCACUGUCUUUCGACCAUUACAUGCAGAAUACGUUCGCAGGAAUCGGCCUGCGAGAAGCGAGUUACAGCCUCAUGUUCCUUGAACGACCAGCGAGUCUUUAUAAGCGCAACCAAGAAGAUGAAAAUGAGGCCCCGUUCUUCGUGAAAGAGAAUCCAUUGGAUAAGCGCUUUAUUGAUAUUCAAGACGAAUGGAUCAAGGAGCAGUUCCAAGGUGGUGAAAGGGCUAAGGCUGCCGAAAAGCUUCUCCUAGAAUACCUCGAUAAGUUGUUGAUUUGGGACAAGUUGUCAACACCCAGAUACCUCAUAUCCGAAGAUCCAGAGCACGGAACAAAAUCACUGAGUUUAUAUAGCUUUUGUCGGUACACACUUGUUGAUGCAGCCUGCAUGACAUUUAUAGGCCCAGAGAUAUUGAAUAUUGACCCCCAAUUCGUCGAGCAUUACGUGCAGUGGGAUAACACAAGCUGGAAAAUCCCACACCAAGUUCCUAGAAUCUUCUGCAGAGAUCUGAACAAGGCCCGAGACAAGCUAGUUGAUGCCUUUGUCAAAUACUACUCGCGCCCAGAAGAGGAACGACCGCGCAUUAGUUGGCUAUUCAAUCGGAUGCAGAGUGAGCAGCAACGCCUGGGGUUUUCAGUUCAAGAGACUGCUUCAAUUGGUAUUUUGAUGCUCUGGGCCGUCAAUUUCAAUACAUUUCGAAUGGCUUUUUGGGUUUUCGCACACAUCAUCUGUGACCCGGCCCUUAAGGCGACAAUUACCAGCGAAGUAUCAUCUCUUCGCCGUCAAGAUGGCUCACUUGAUCUCACAGAGCUCUCUUCUUGCUGUCCAACACUCGAUGCAGUAUGGCUUGAAGCCCUUCGUCUGUACAGCAAUGGCACCGUUGCCCGCAACACGAUCCGUACGACAGUCAUCGGCAACACGACCAUCCGCCCCGGGACUCAAGUCCUUGGUCCUCUGCGAAUGACGCAUCUGCAACCAAGGAUCUUCGGUCCUGACGCUGAUGAAUUCAACAUAGAGCGCUGGAUGAGAGACAAGAAUCUGGAGUCUACUAAGGCCUUUGCACCUUUUGGCGGUGGAAAGACGUUAUGUCCAGGACGGUUCCUCGCCAAGAGAGAGGUCACCCGUUUUGUUGCAAUCGCAUUGUCAAGAUUUGAUAUGCGACCGGCUGGUGAGACGAAGGUGCCUCUUCCAGCGGUCGAGAAGCCAGCAUUGACAAUGCUUGAUCCCAGAACCGAUCUGUUGGUGGAGGUGAGGCGAAGGAAAGUGUUGUAG
This is a messenger RNA of Paecilomyces variotii, 1578 nucleotides long. RefSeq names its product cytochrome P450. Lineage: Eukaryota; Fungi; Ascomycota; Eurotiomycetes; Eurotiales; Thermoascaceae. Gene Ontology annotation, molecular function: steroid hydroxylase activity; oxidoreductase activity, acting on paired donors, with incorporation or reduction of molecular oxygen; heme binding. The coding region runs from base 211 to 1578 and encodes 455 amino acids. The transcript has 4 exons. The record is from RefSeq and is a predicted model, not a curated record.